Kogia breviceps (pygmy sperm whale) is the source of this 1846-nucleotide messenger RNA. Its product is annotated as KRAB-A domain-containing protein 2-like. Gene Ontology annotation, biological process: DNA integration. Gene Ontology annotation, molecular function: nucleic acid binding. NCBI's taxonomy places the organism in Eukaryota, Metazoa, Chordata, Mammalia, Artiodactyla, Physeteridae. The record is from RefSeq and is a predicted model, not a curated record.
ACAUUCAGUCAUGCAUGUGGGCAUGACUUUGUUCCCAGUACCUUCACUGUCUCUUUCCUAGUCCUGCUACAACUACUCUUUAGCCCAGGACCCGAGACAGAACCGUCCCUGUGGCAGCAGCUGGCGUCAUUUCAGGAGGCAGUGACAUUUGAGGAUGUGACCAGAGGUUGCAAGUGUCAAGAGGCCUCUCAGAAGGAUUGCAGCAGGGGCACAAUGCUGGACAGUUGCAAGAAGCCAGUCCCUCAGCGAUCCUUCUUAAAGUUCUCCAUGAUGCCACAGAGAGCUGGAAAAGAUCCCCCUCAUUUUUCAAAUCCAAGUGAAAUGGAAAAGGCGAUAAGUAACAUGAGAGAAAAGUUUCUCAUCAGCGUGAUAAAGUUAGUGGAAAGCAAUAGUUACAACAGCAAGGUAUUUUCCAAAGAAAAGUACUUUCAAACAAUAAAGGCAGUGAAAGAAGCUAGGGAGAAGGGGAGGAAAUCAUCAAGUGAUUAUUGCCGUGCAGCAAAAUAUGACGUGAUCUCUGUAGAAAGCACAGAGAAACUAAUAGAGGCUGCUCACGGAGAACGAGAUUGAAUACGGUAUUAUGUACACAAGGAAGAGCUGUUUGACAUUCUUCAUGACACACAUCUCAAUAUUGGCCAUGGCAGGCAGACACACAUGCCCAAGGAGCUGCAAGGAAAAUAUGGGAAUGUCACCAAAGAAGUCAUUGUCUUAUAUCUGACUCUGCGUAAAGAGUGCCACCAGAAGAACCCAGUAUCCAAGAGAGGCCUUGCACCCAAGCCCAUGCCAUUUAAGGACAUUGACUCCAGAUGCCAAGUUGAAAUCCUUAACAUGCAGUCAAAUGCUGAUGGUGAGUUCAAGUUUAUUUUAUAUGACCAGGACCACUUGACCAAGUUUAUUAUUUUACGGCCAUUAAAAGCCAAACAGACCCAUGAGGUGGUCGCUGUCCUGUUGGAUAUUUUCACAGUUCUUGGUACACCCACGAUGUUAGAAUCUGACAGUGGCUUGGAGUUCACAAACCAGGUUGUCAAUGAGCUCAAUGAGGUAUGGCCAGACCUAAAGAUUGUCCCUGGUAAGUACCACCCUGGCCAAGGCCAGGGCUCCCUGGAGCGAGCAAGCCGUGAUGUCAAGAAUGUGCUAAGUGCCUGGAUGCAGAGUAACCAUUCACAUCACUGGGCCGAAGGCCUGCAAUUCAUGCAGAUGGUGAGGAAUCAGGCCUAUGAUGUUUCCUUGCAGCAAAGUCCAUGUGAGGUGAUGUUUGGUUGUAAAGCCAAAUUUGGACUCUAUUCCUCACACCUACCCUGGGAAACCAUGGCUGUUUUACAAACAGAAGAAGAACUAGAAAUUGCUGAAGAACAACUAGAAAGCAGCCUUUGGAUCAGGUAGGAAGAAAGAGCUGAGGUCGGAGCAGACCGAUCUGACAUGGACGAGGACGUCAAUCCCACUCCUCCCAAAGCUGCAGAGCCCAGCACCUCGCAAGGGGCCCCAGGUCUCUUCUGCUGGUGAACAGACACCUGCCUCUGGGCACCAUGUAGCCACCUGAGAACUGUUGCCAAGGCCCCAGAUGAAAGGAAUGAAGGUCACACUCUCAGGAAGGCUGUCCAUGGUAGUUCUGGCUCACAAGGGGAAAGCAACUUGGGUCUCUGAUCUCGGGCUGCCAUAAAAAUUUACCACAAAUGUGGAGGCUUAAAACAACAGCACUUUCUUCUCCCAUAGUUCUGGAUGCUAGAGGUCUGAAAUCAAGGUGUUGGCAGGGUUCGUCCCUUCUGGAGGCUCUGAGGGAGAAUCCAUUCCAUGCCUUUCUCCUUUGGUGGCUGCUGGCAGUCCUUGCAUCCCUUGGCUUAGAGUA